GCUCGUGACGAUACAAGCAUGGCGUCCGCCGUGAAAUUGAAUGAUAUGACCGAGGGUUGGAAUAAAUGGCAGCUUGGAUUAGUUGUGGGUGUUGGAGCUCUAGGGGUCGCCGGACUUUGGUAUUAUAUGAGAAGGAAAGGAGAGGUCAAGGUCGAUAAGAUCGACAUUGUCGAUUCUAACCAAAAUGCCAGCAACAAGCCGUCUGCUAAACCGAAGUCACUACAAGAACAAGCUCAGGAAUCCAAGAAGGAAGGGAAUGUUUUCUUCAAGAAUGGCCAAUACAACGCCGCCAUCUCCUGCUACACAGAGGCCAUCAACCUGUGCCCACGGGAACACUCUGGAGAUAUCGCCACAUUCCAUCAGAACAGAGCAGCAGCCUUUGAACAACUGGGGGAGAAUAAAAGUGUUCUUGAAGACCUGAACAUGGCAAUAACCCUCAACAAACGCUACCCCAAGGCACUCGCUCGCCGGGCCAGGGCUCACGAGGUAGCACAAGACUAUGCAAUGGCAUUAGAAGACAUCACAGCUUGCUGCUUGUUGGAGGGCUUUCAGAACCAGCAGAGUCUGAUCGUGGCGGACCGCGUCCUCAAACUGCUCGGCAAGAGCAAGGCUCAUGCAGCAUACUCAAGUCGCACGCCGUCACUGCCAUCCCAGUUCUUCAUCAAGAAUUACUUUGCUGGCUUCUGUCAUGACCCCAUCUUCAAAACAUCCAGUGCUGGGAAGGCUGAACCCCUCAAGAAGCCAGAUGAAGGGGAGAUAACUGAGGAACCUGUAGUGAAUGGAGAAACAGAGGGCGCCACACAAGAAGCCAGCCCCUUUGAGCUGGCUCAGCAACAGGUCAACCAGCAGCAGUACGGGCAGCUCAUUGAGCUGUGCAGCAAGGAGCUGGAGCUGAAGGACACCCCACACCGCCACAAGGCCCUGCUGAUGCGAGGCACCAUGUAUGUUCUCUACGGCCAGGGCGAGGAGGCCAUGAAGGACCUGUCCACUCUGUUGGAAAUAGACGGCAUGGAAACCGAGGUCCGCGUGAAUGCCCUGGUGAAGAUGGGGAGUCUGGUGAUGCAGGCAGACAAGUCCCAGGAGGCUCUGGCUUGUUUCUCCAAUGCUGAGAAGGUGGACCCCAACAACUCGGACGUGUUUCACCAUCGUGGACAGCAACUGCUUUUGGUGGAGAAACUGGAUGAUGCUAUCAAAGACUUUGAUAAGAGCAUCAGCCUGUCUCCGGACUUUGCCACGUCCUAUGUACAGAGAGCCUAUGCAGAGCACCGAUCUGCGGUGACGCAGCAGAGCCCACUGAACCUGAUGAAGGCCGAUGCCAGCUUCAAGCAGGCCCUGGAGAAGUUCCCCAACUGCUCCGACAUCUACUUGCUGUAUGGACAGGCCCAGUGUGAUCAAGGAGACUUCACCCGGGCCAAGGAACUGUUCACCCGGGCCGAGAGCCUGGAGCCCGACAACGCCAACAUCCUGGUGCAUCGUGGGUUGCUGUGUCUGCAGACUAGCAAGGAUGCUAACCAGGCCCUCACCAUCAUCCGACGAGCCGUGGAGGUCGACCCGCUAUGUGAAUAUGCUCAUGAAAUCAUUGGCACUAUUGAGGUGCAGAGAACCAACAUGCAGGCUGCUGAAUACCACUUCAACAAGGCUAUAGAGCUGUCUAAGUCGGAGGCGGAGAUGGCGCACCUGUUCUCCUUGCUCCACGCCUCCCAGAUACAGACCCGAGUCGCACAGAAGCUUGGCAUCGACGUCCCAACAUUCGGACCAUAAACCACCUCCACGUACAGGUAAACAGGGCUCCUCACAGCACAGGUAUUCCAUACAAAUUAGCAAAAGGAAAUAAUGUUUUGUAAUUUUAAGAAGAUCAUUUGAAGUUAUGGAUACUCAGGCCAUGUUGGUUUCUUAGAAGAUUUUCUGAUGUAGAUUAUCUUAGAAGAUUGUUGAUGUCGAUUAUCUUAGAAGAUUGUUGAUGUCGAUUAUCUUAGAAGAUUUUCUGAUGUAGAUUAUCUUAGAAGAUUUUCUGAUGUAGAUUAUCUUAGAAGAUUGUUGAUGUCGAUUAUCUUAGAAGAUUUUCUGAUGUAGAUUAUCUUAGAAGAUUGUUGAUGUCGAUUAUCUUAGAAGAUUUUCUGAUGUAGAUUAUCUUAGAAGAUUGUUGAUGUCGAUUAUCUUAGAAGAUUGUUGAUGUCGAUUAUCUUAGAAGAUUUUCUGAUGUAGAUUAUCUUAGAAGAUUUUCUGAUGUAGAUUAUCUUAGAAGAUUUUCUGAUGUAGAUUUUCUUAGAAGAUUUUCUGAUGUAGAUUAUCUUAGAAGAUUUUCUGAUGUAGAUUAUCUUAGAAGAUUGUUGAUGUGGAAAUAUAUGAUAUUUUGUUGUCUGUUUUGAUACUGAUGUUUCAAAGCUUAUUGAAUUGUAAUUUAAGACUAAUUGGAACAGAAAUACUAUAUAUUAGGGGAAUGGAAUUUUUUUUUAAAGAUAUUUAGAAGUUUUGGAAUAAGGGAGAGAAUAUAUGGAUGUCAACUAGGGCUGGGACGAGUCCAAAUUUACUACCCAGGUACCCACACCCCUAUCACUCGACCCUACCCGGGUACCCGAUGUUGGU
Molecule: messenger RNA, 2586 nt
Organism: Haliotis rufescens (red abalone)
Lineage: Eukaryota; Metazoa; Mollusca; Gastropoda; Lepetellida; Haliotidae
Product: mitochondrial import receptor subunit TOM70-like
Exons: 12
Coding region: 19-1761 (580 amino acids)
Molecular function (GO): protein binding
Source: RefSeq, a predicted model, not a curated record